GUCUGACACUACUACUACCUAUGCCUGCCUGCCUUGGGUUGGACCUCGCAACGUCGGCCUUCUGACACUGCACCACCAACUCAACAAGCGACCCCUGACCACCCACACCAGACAUCAAUACCAUUGGAGCAGCACCGUUGGCGCGACCAUACACCCAUACACGCGCAACGCACCACGGCAGCGGCAGAGGCACAUGUACCUCCACUACUCCUGAUCACUAAAGCUGGCAGCGCGGAGCAGAGCCAGCAGGUUUGGGGCCCAGCGACCAAGCGCCACGGGCCAUCAACCGUGAACUGUGAACUGGCAGCCACGCCGAGCCAUCGCACAACGUCCGAGUCCUUGACGACGCCAUACUUCAUUAUUCUUUACGAGCAGUUGAAUCCCAUACCUCCUCAUCCCCAUUCAGCUUCGGGUACCGUUGGUUGUCUUGAAACGACCUGCCGCAACUGGCAAUUGCGGAACAAACCCCACGAUUGACACACAUAUCCUCAGCAUUGAAUCCCCAUCGCAUCUCCACCCGGACUGACUGACGACUUGCCCUUGUCUUGGCUUGGCUCUGCAGGUGGCCGUCCGACUUCAACUAUCUGCGCCCAACAGCCUGCGACCCGACUAUUCACCCGAUCGAUAACUGUCUACAAUUGCAUUUUCACGGUCUCCGACGACUGCGCUCACAUCAAAUCCCACGUUGGUACAUCCGUCACGAAAGAACCCAUAUUGAUCGGCGGCCGUCCCUUACUCCGCGCGAACGACGAAUUCGACGUAUUCGACGAAUCAUCCCCCUUCCUAGAUAGAACAACAACCACACAUAUCAAGCAGUCUUGCGAUAACAGUCGCCCGAAUGCAACGACCUACGGAGAAGCCCCGGAAAAAGGUGGUAUCAUAGAGAGGUUUCACCGUCAUGCUGGGCGCCUCCAGCCAGUCUCAAAAGGCACUGUCGCCUCAGCAGUCUGCGUCGAGCGUCAACACCCUCAACCCACGACCGAGUUUCGAGCGCGAAGCGAGCGCGGGCGGCCUCCAGCCGCCCUCUGCCUCUGCCAAUGCAUCGAGAAGCCUGGGCGCCUCAGGCGUCAGCUUCGGCCCGCGAGGCUCCUCGCUCAACCCCUCCAUCGCGCCCGGGAGCUUCAGUUCUGAGCUGCGCAGCCAGAUGAUGCCAUCUCGAUCUGGCUCCCGGGGCGAUAUCUACAGCAUCGAUAAGGUCGACGAGGAAGAUUCCGCCACGGCUGCCGAGCAGACACUUGCAGCUCUCAGAGAACAGCUGAAUCGUGAGAUGAAGAUCAAGGAUGGCAGUGAAAACAUGUUGGAAGCUUUGAAUGCGAAGAAAGCGAAGCAGACAAAGGAGCAAAGGGCCAAGGUCGAAGCCGAGCUCAACGCGUCCAAUCAGCGGAUCAAGAUUCUGCGGCAGAAGAUUGCAGACGCUUCGAGGUUCAAGCCGACGCCGACGACUCCAACGAGACAGAGGACCAACGAUGCGCUGUAUUCUUCCGCCAACAAUGGACUGCGCUCUCCGCCCAGUGCCUCUCGCAGUGGUGCUGGGUCCGACAACGAGGAGGCGGCCGAGCAGUCGCCUACCUUUCUUCUAGCCGAGUUGCUCCAGGCCCUAGAGCAGGAGGGUAUGCCUCCGGAAUACUAUGUCAGCCGAGGCAACAGCCUAGUCGACUUGUUUAGACGACACCCCACCCUCAAGUAUGACCUGGUGUGGUCUGUCUUUGGUCUGCGUAUGCAGGUCAUGCUCCUCAGCGAGGCCAGAGAAGUAGUAGCCGCUGGCUACCGCAUGAUACGAUAUGCCAUCUCAGAUGUGGGCUCCCUAAAAAAGAUCCGCAGUUUGAAUACUGACAUCAUUGUUGUGACAUCUUUGAUCAAAGACCGCAAGGCUGAUCUGGAGCGCGAGCAGGCUCUGAAGUUUGUCAGAGCCUUCUUGGAUGUAAAAGAUGGAGUUAAAGAAUUGUCACGCGCCGUGGUUCGAACUGUGGCUGCUGUUGCUGAGCAGGCUGAAGACCGCCUGCGGUCCAUCUGCCUGGAGACGCUUGCUGAGAUCAUGCUUCGUGAUCCUGCCCUAGCAGUCGCAUCCGGUGGCCUGGCACCACUCUCUGAGGCCUUGAUCGAAGGUACCUACAAGUCGCCAGAGUCUCUCACAACAUCCUACAUGCAUGUUUUGGACAGUCCGCAGAAGCGGGUUUACCUGCGCUCUGGUUAUGAUCUGGAGGUCCUCUUCACAGCGUUCACAGACAUUGUCUUGGCCAACGAGACUUUGUUGAAACAAAAUGCCAAGGCCAUCACCAAGAUUCUCAAGAGCUGGCCUGGUCUGAUGAUACUGACAAUGCACGAAUCCCGCGCUCUCAAGUCGCUACUGACCAGCAUGGUACUUCCCCAGCCCACCAUCCGAGAAACCGUCAUCGAUCUCGUUUACCUACUCCUUCGGAUCAAAUCUCCUUCAUGGGCUUCCUCUUUUCUUGCUGGCCGCCGUUUGACGACGUACGGACGGGUUGCUAGCCUCAAGUCCAUCCCGAACCAGACUUCAUCAGCGACGGCGUCCCCCAUGGAAGAAGAUAGCGGAGAGCAGAACUUCAUGGACCACUACACCGCCCUUCUUCUGGCAACAUUCGUCAAGGCCGGUCUUCUGGAAAAUCUCCUCCAGGUCGCACGGACCAGCGAGCCGCAGCUGUCAAGGAAGACAUGCCUCCUUAUCGGAGAGGUGCUGAAGCUGUCAAGCAGGCUCCUUCCCUCAUCAUGGAGCAACGAUCUCCCUCUGCUUCCAGAAUUGUUCGCCGCCGCCACCCAGUUCAAAGACGACAACCGAUUCAUUGCCUCCGGUAUAGUUUAUCAGAUUAGCUCGGUGAGCAGGACGCUGUACAGGAGCUCGCCGUCUGUUGCCACAGCUGGAACCCUGCCGUCUAAUGACAGCAUGGGCAACCUCGCGGACAUGCAUCGCAAGAGCAACGCCGGGACUGUGGUUCAAGAGGGCGCAAUCCGACAGCUCCUGGUUGAGUCUAACGUCUUGAACAGCUCCAACUAUUUGAAGUGGAACUGGGACGUCAUUUCCAGAAUAAUCGAAGGGCCGCUUCAAGAUGGAAAGCGGUUGGACGAGGUCAACAGAGUGUCCAAAUUCAUGAACAGGAUCAUGAGCUUCUACCGGCCUUUUAAGCACAGGUUCUCUGAUCUCUCGAGCAACAAAAACACGCAAAAGUACGUCAGGGUAGGAUGUGCUUUGAUGCAUACUCUCCUGCAGUCCCACGAGGGUGUCGACUACCUGCAGGAUCAUAAGAUGUUGCGGCAGAUAGCCGAGUGUCUGGCUCAAUGCGACCCGAGCAGCGGGCUGACGUCGACGGACCCUAUGUUCUCUCCUGGUCGCCUGCAAAGCACGCUUUGCGCUGGCUACUUCCCCAUGCUCGGCGUCCUCAGCGGUGACCCCAGGGGCUUGGAGCUUCUGCAGCGUUGGAGAAUGUUCAACAUGAUGUAUCACAUCCUCGGCCACAAGCAGCGCCCCGACCUGAUCAAGCUGCUGCUCUCCAACUUCGACUACAGCAUCCCAGGCCACCCGCGGGUGCUUAUAGAGCAAGCAUUGACGUCUGGUACGCGAGAGAUUCGCAUCACGGCGACGAACGCUCUGCGAAAGUAUGCGACUCGGCCUUUCGAUGCGUCACAAUCUUCCCACGGCAAGGUUGACUGGAAGUGGGCAAUCGAAAAGCUGUGUGACCAGCUGUACGACCCCGAGGUAGAGGUCUGCCGCACUGCGGUCAAGAUCCUCGAGAAGGCAUGCAACAAGAAGGCAUACCUGGAAUACGUUGUCCAGUGCCGCCCAACAAUGGACCACUUGGGAGAAAUCGGCGCUCCUCUCCUCCUGCGGUUCCUGUCUUCUUCCAUCGGCUACCACUACCUCGAUGGCGUCGAUUAUAUCAGCAACGAAAUGGACGACUGGUUCCUCGGCCGGAACGACUCGUACGUCGGAGUGAUCGAGACCAGCUUGGCCAAGGCGUUCCUCGAGAAUCCGGAGGAGCAUCAGAACCGCAUGAACAUGGUGGAUGAGGCUCAAGCGGAGGCGGAGCCAGAGAACCACAUUCCGCCGCACUUCUAUCGCGAGCUCGCACGCACCCAAGAAGGCUGCAAGCUACUGAGCGACAAGGGACACUUUGCCGAGUUUGCCAGCACCAUCAAAGAGUAUGGGAUGCAGUCGGAAGAUCCAGAGCUCUUGUUGAAAGUCAAGGCGUCAAUGUGGGCCGUUGGUAAUGUCGGAUCGAUGGAGCUCGGUGCCCCUUUUAUCGAAUCGUGCGACGUUGUGGAGGACAUUGUGAAGAUCGCCGAAGAGCACGAGGUCAUGAGUCUGCGCGGCACCGCUUUCUUCGUGCUUGGACUGAUCUCUAGAUCCGCUCACGGCCUGGAGAUCCUUUCAGAGUGCGGAUGGGACGCAAAUCUUUCGCCCAGGGGAGAGUCCUUGGGAUUCUGCAUCCCUAACAACCUGUCCAGGUUCUUCUCGUUCAAGCCCUGGGAUCACGCCAUCGCCUCCAAGAUCACGUUGCCAGACUCGCAAAAGACGUUUCUGACUCCGCCGCCAGCCACGGUAGCGCGUCCGCCUUUGGAGAAGGAAGAGCUGCCGGCCUUCACCAACGAACUAGCCACCAACCAACGAAUUCUCGAUCUUGUCGUUGACCUCGGUAACAUGGUGUUGUACAAACGCGCCAUGGGCGAGCUGAUGCAGAUCAGGCAGCAUAAGGUGCCGGGUUUCAGAUGCCCAAAGAUGUUCAAGCGCGUCAUGACGAUGCUCGAAUACAACCACUACCGUUUACCUAUCAGACGAAUGGUACUAGAGAUGUUCGACAAGAGCGUCCUCCGGCGGAUUGUCUUUGGCGAAGACAGCGACAGUGGGUCUGAUGAGGACGAGGACGACGGAGUCAAUGAGUCAUCGUCUGGCGACGAGAACCGAACAGAGAGGCAGAGGAGCAUUUCGGAUCCUUCAGAGCUAGGAAAGGAUAUCCCGACGAGGGCGGAGCGGUCGAACAGCCAAAGCUCGGCAGAUACGGAGAGCUCGGCGGAGACGGCGUAAGGCUCCGUCGACUCGUUACAUCGGCACAAUUUUCUCAGACAACUUGGCAUGUGCGACGAAAGCAGACGGGUAGAUUUUGAGAUGCGCCAGACAUCAUGAUGAGGCGUUUUGCUUUUGGCUUUUCUUGUACUAUAUCUCGGGACUUUGGGGAUGGAUAUGUCUGGUCGGGCAAACCAUUCGAGGCCUUGCCCAGGAAGAAGAAUUUCAGUCAUGACUUGCUGUUUGAGCGAGCAAUGGAUAUGAUGGAGGCGGGUUGGCUGUCUGCAUUUCGAUUCCCAGGGAGUAGGGUGUGCCGGCAGGGUAGGUAGGCAGUUUCAAAAGUGGCUUCUUCUUCAUUUGAAGACUAC
Colletotrichum destructivum is the source of this 5385-nucleotide messenger RNA. RefSeq names its product Putative HR1 rho-binding domain, rapamycin-insensitive companion of mTOR domain, Pianissimo family. The record is from RefSeq and is a predicted model, not a curated record. Gene Ontology annotation, biological process: TORC2 signaling. Gene Ontology annotation, cellular component: TORC2 complex. The transcript is spliced from 3 exons. Lineage: Eukaryota; Fungi; Ascomycota; Sordariomycetes; Glomerellales; Glomerellaceae. The coding region runs from base 899 to 5038 and encodes 1379 amino acids.